Homarus americanus (American lobster) is the source of this 366-nucleotide messenger RNA. Its product is annotated as epsin-like. The coding region runs from base 1 to 366 and encodes 121 amino acids. The transcript has 2 exons. The record is from RefSeq and is a predicted model, not a curated record. Lineage: Eukaryota; Metazoa; Arthropoda; Malacostraca; Decapoda; Nephropidae.
AUGGUAGCCGAUGAGGAGAGUGGCUUUAAGAACGGUUCUGGAAUAGAGGAGGGUGGCUUUAAGAACGGUUCUGGAAUAGAGGAGAGUGGCUUUAAGAACGGUUCUGGAAUAGAGGAGAGUGGCCUUAAGAACGGUUCUGGAAUAGAGGAGGGUGGCUUUAAGAACGGUUCUGGAAUAGAGGAGAGUGGCUUUAAGAACGGUUCUGGAAUAGAGGAGGGUGGCUUUAAGAACGAGUCUGGAAUAGAGGAGGGUGGCUUUAAGAACGAGUCUGGAAUAGAGGAGGGUGGCUUUAAGAACGGCUCUGGAAUAGAGGAGGGUGGCUUUAAGAACGAGUCUGGAAUUCGACUUCUUGAACGGAUCGCUUGA